Messenger RNA from Malurus melanocephalus (red-backed fairy wren), 4885 nucleotides. It is a transcript of the gene CUNH8orf33, whose product is annotated as chromosome unknown C8orf33 homolog. The transcript is spliced from 6 exons. Lineage: Eukaryota; Metazoa; Chordata; Aves; Passeriformes; Maluridae. The coding region runs from base 510 to 1853 and encodes 447 amino acids. The record is from RefSeq and is a predicted model, not a curated record.
AGAUGGACUGCAAACGUUUACUUCCACGUGCUUAGCAGUAGGCAGCAAGCGUAGAAGUACUACAUAUGGGGUCUCAAAGGCUUGUGUUUAGUCUAAAAGAUAAAUUUUGUGUGUUGCCAGAGCUGCGCUAAAAGGAAAUUUCCUGCUGUGGAGACAUUAUGCCAUAGACUAAGCUUCAGGAAAAAUGAGAAAUUUUCUAUUUGGGGCCUUAAAAAGGGGGCGGAUGGAGAAAAAUGUUGACAUUUUGACUGUGGAAAGUCCUGGCUUGCUGGGAGUGGCGGGGUUUCCUGCUACUAAAAGCUGUAAUUUUUGUAAUGCAGUGGGCUAAUUUGGUGCUCUCCACAAAGGACACGUGUUCCUGUGCUGUGUUGGUUUAUGGUAUAAAUGAGCUGUUACACAGCACACCUCCAGUGUAAAGCCAGGUAUGAUCUCCUAUGAGAGGGGAGAAGGCCUCAGAAAACGCCAUUUUGCAGGUGAGAGUUUACUGCUUCUAAACAUUCUGCCUUACAAUGUCCAAGGCUUCCCAAGGUAUGUUCAAGGAGGAGCUGGAGUGGUGCACUUCUCAGCUGGAGGCAGAUCUCCAUCUCACUCCACACCCCAGACUAGGAGAGGAGACCGAACACAUUCUCAAGGUCCUGUGCUCCCCUGAGACUCCUCUUACAGAGAAGCAAGAAGUGAUGAGCAAUGUGCUUGAGGAUUGUCAUCUCAAAAUGGAUGAGGGUCAGAAGAGUGUGAAGAGAGGCAUGAAACCUGAUGUUGUGGAAGUACAGCCAAGCAAUGGACAGGCUGCAGAUGCUGUGAAAAAGGCUGACCCAACCGCUGAGGCAAAGCCAGAGUUGUUCACAUCAUCUGGCAGCAGCUUCCGAUUUGAUUUUACGCUUUCCAAGAUCUACCCAGAAGCUGACUCUGGUGACAGUGGUGCUGAGCAGGUACAAAGCAAUGACAGAGCUGGCAAGCAGGAGUACUUUAGUGAAGCCUUGGGGUUUGCUGCCUCUGGACAAGAACCCAAGUUUGCUUUCAACUUUUCCAUCCCAGGUGAAGACUGUCCUCAGCUUCAGUUACUUCCAGCAAGCCAUCAUACAGAGCACACAGCAGAUCCUUCACUGCCAGCAGAACCAGCAGCUCUGCUGCAGGCUUCAGCCUUACAGAAGCCUGAGGUGACUCAAGUGACAGGGAAUGCAACCCAAGAGGAUAGAAGCCAUGUCACAUCAAAGAUCCCCCAAACAGAGACAGCCCCUGCAAAUGAGGCAGUGACAGAGAAAACAACAGGAGGUGGAGCAGCCCAGAAGAAGAAAAAGAAGAAACAAAAACCACCUGUCAGUAAAAAGAAAACAGAAGAAACUGAGACCAGCAGGAAGGUGGAAGCUAACAGCUGUCAGAAUACGGAUACUUCCCAUCAGGAUGAGAAGACCUCUCAGCAGUUAGAUGAGCAGCUGCGGAAAGAGGUGGACUGGUGUGUGAGCCAACUGGAACUCGGCUUGAAGACACAGAAACCCACUCCAAAGCAGGCUGAGGAGGCUCUCAGGGCAAUCAGGACACUGCGCAGUGACAAGGCUCCACUGGUGAAGAAGCGUCAGCUCAUGAGAGCCAUGUUUGGAGACUACAGGAAGAAGAUGCAGGAGGAGCUGUGCAGAGAGCUGAAGCUUAUGGAAACAGCUGCAAAAUCUGCCAGGAUUGUGGAGRUGGAGGGAAGCAUCCGCAAGAAGAAUGGCCAGUUCAUCCGGAAAUGUUUGGGAGCUUGCAGGAAAAGCCAAGGUUCAGCAGAAUCCCCUUCGGAGUCACACAAAACACUUGACACAGGCCUAUUUAACUUCACAAGUCCCCAAGAAGAAUUUCGCUUUAAUUUCUUCUAGAAAAAUCACUUUUCACAACUGUGCCAGAUCUCCUGUAAACUGAAGAACAGUGGAAAGAUGCUGUGCAGUAGGAAAUGUCAUGCAUGAAACUCUGGAUCCUCUUCCAGGGUGCUUUAUCUAGAAGUUUAAGCCAGAUUUGCCUACUAUGCAUAUGACCCUAAAAUUCAGGCUACAUAGUGCUUCUCUAUGCUCACACUGGAGAGAGGCACCUUUGAAAGGGUCAUCACUGUGGAMGGAUCUGCUUUCCUUCCUGUAGAAUUGACAUUAACUGUAGAAUCUGUCUUUUGUAGCAUGAGAUUUUCCCAUUCUCCUAUUGCUUUUAAAUAGAGCAGAGCUUUUCUUGCAGCUGAGACAGCAAUGCAUACAGGAGGGAAUGGUUUGGAAUCAAGAUCCAGCCGUGGACAGUUGGAUGCUUCCACUCCAUCAGUCUGUGUGAAAGCAGUUUCUGGCAUACAGCAAACACAAGUAGUAUGUUAUCCCUUACAUGGAGGAGCACAAGCUCAGGGUCUCGGGGGAAAGUGAGUGAGAAACAUUUUUGCUCAUUCAUCUCUUUCACUGGCAAGUACAGACCUAGAAUAAAACUGCACAUCCUGAUUUAAUCUAGGCUAGAGAUGUAAGGACAGUUGUUUCCAGGAAAACAGGGAAAAAUUUUGUUGCUGAAGCCAGAUUCUGGCCAGCUAGGAAGGAUAUACAAUUGGCUCUUAAAGUUUACUUUAUAAGUUGCCCAGUUGCGACCACCAGUGCCUCAGAGGGAAAAUUAGCUGCAUGCCAGCUUUUGUGGUGGUAGAAUCAACUGUCACACCUAAAUACUCUCUUCCAUUAGAUUUGUAUUAAAUUUUGGCUUAUUGAAUGUGUGUCUCCAGUCAAUACUGCUUGAGUCUCUGAAGUCUUAAGUUCAUGCAGCAUGGUUUUUGUGUGGGACACGGUUUCCCCAGUCAGUGGUGGGGUGAUUAAAGGAAGGCUCUAGGGAGUAUGGUGAACAGGAGCAGACAAACAGGGGCCUGGCACGUCUCUGAGGRUGUGACACGGCAGUUUGUGAGGAAGUUUGCACAGGCAGAGCAAGUGGGCAGUGUUGCAGGUAUUCUGCUGCUAGCGGUGUUUUGUUUUGUUGGCUGGUUGGUUUUGGGUUUUUGUUUUUUGUUAGCAAUAGUUUAUACAGGAUCAAAAACUGCAGUUCCUACAAGCAUACGUAGCCAAAUACAGUCCUCCAGAAAGGAUGCAUCUGUCCAGACCUAUUUAUGUGCGGAGUGUUUGAGCUUAUCARUGGUACCAAGGGGCAUUGGAGAAGAAGCAUGCCUGCAGUGUGAACAGGUGAAUGAUCUCCUUUCACUGGURAGCUCAGGGAGGAAGUAGAAAGGCUAAGGAGUAUUAGGGAAAGCAAAAGGGAAAUAGAUUGGUGGAGUUCUGCCCCCAUCCUUGAGGGAGGCCCACCAGGAGUCAGAGGACUCCCAUGCCUCCCACUGUCAGCCAGUAGAACAUUUGGUGCAUGAAGGGGAGUGAAAUGAGUCCCUAUUUGAGAAGGUAGUAAGAAUUCCUCCCGACCCCCAUCWCCUACCCAGGUGMWGCUUCAGGACAGGUCUGAGGCCCUGGAUCUAGAGGAUCAGCCAGAUGAUGUAGCAGAGAAUGAUCUGUCCAGUUGUCCUAGGUUAGCUAGGAACCUYCCAAUUAUGCUUCACCUGUUAGUCAGAUCACCACCYCUUUCAUUAAAAAGAAAAGAARGGUAGUCRUAGUGGGUGACUCCSUUCUGAGGGGAGCAGAGGGCCCCAUAAGUUGACCGGCCCCAUCCCACAGGGAGAUCUGCUGCCUCCCUGGGGCCCAGGUAUGGGAUAUCAUUGAGAGACUGCCUGGGCUGAUUUGGCCYUCUGAUUAUUACCCACUGCUGAAAGUCCCAGCUGGCAGUGAUGAGCUUGAAAAGAAAAGCAUCAGGGCAAUUAAAAGGGACUUUAGGGCACCAAAACCAAAUGGUUGACAGGGUACAGGCACACGUCGUGUUCUGUUCAGUCCUUUUGGUACCAGAGAAAAACAAUGAAAGGAAUAGGAGAGCCACAUUAUCAAUAAAUGGCUCAAGGCUUGGUGCCAUCAUCAGAAUUUUGGGGUUUUUGAUCAUGGGGARACUUUCACAKCACCUGGUCUGCUGGAGCUCGAUGGGCUCCAUCUCUGUUAAGGGCAGGGUUUUAGCUCAUGCGCUGGCUGAACUCAUUGAAAGGGYUUUAAACUAGGCUUGAAGGGGAUGCAGCUGGGCUCUGUGGAAGCAGACCGAAGGGUGGAAAGCCUGAGUUAGGGGUGAAACAAGCCCAGCUGAAGUGCAUGUAUACUGAUGCCUGCAGUUUGGGUAACAAUCAAGAAAAGCUGGAAGCCUUGGUGCAGCAGCAAAGCUGUAAUGUAGCCACCAUCACAGAAAUGUGGUGGGAUGACUCACAGAGCUGGAACACUGCACUGGUUGGCUACAAACUUCAGAAGAGACAGGAAAGGRAGAAGAGGUGGAGGRGUGGCCCUUUAYAUUAGGGAGGUGUUUGAUUUCAUGGGCAUUGAAACUCGUGAUGAUAAAGUUAAAUGCCUAUGGGUGAGAAUUAAGGGRAAGGCCAACAAGGCUGACAUUCCAUUGGGAGCUUUUUCCCGUCCAUCCAGCCAGGAGGAAGAGGUGGACAACUUAUUCUAUAAACAACUGRAGAAUGCUUCARGGUCACCAGCCCUUGUUCUUGUAGGUGAUUUUAACAUCCCAUACAUCUGCUGGGAACUUAGUAUAGCAGAAAGGAGGCAGUCCAGGAGGUUCUUGGAGUGUGUAGAAGACAACUUUCUAUUGCAGAUGGUGAGUGAGCCCAYCAGGGGAGGGACUAUGCUGGAUCUACUGUUUGUUAAUAGAGAUGGGCURGUGGGAAAUGUGGUUGGAGGCCGCUUGGGGCAUAGUGAUCACGAAAUUAGAGUUUUCAGUAUUUGGUGAAAUGAAGAGGAACACUAAUAAGACUYUUACUCUGGACUUCCAGAGGGAAGACUUUGGCUUUUUCAGGAAACUUAUUCAGAGAGUUCCUYGG